AUGAGCGCUAAAAAGAAUACAAAUCAAUUUGAGCAGGAUUCAGAAGAGGAAUAAAUUAAAAAGAAAAUUAAGAAAAAUGAAGAAUAGAAGAAAAGUGAUGAAUAAAAUGAUGAGGAAUUUGAAGUUGACUCAGAAUUACAAGAAGACGAAGAAAUUGAAGAUGAUGGUAAUUAACAUUAAAAUAUUAUAGGUAUCUAAACCUCUUCUCAUUCCAGUAUAGAUAUAUAGGCUUAUUUAUAACAAAGAGAUUAAAUUCCAGAUGAAGAUGAUGAUGAUGAUGAUGAUAAUUAACAGAAACAAAAGAAAUAAACUUAACAAAAAUAAUAAAAACAAAAAGUGUCUAAGAAAUAGUAAGAUGAUGAUGAUAAUGAUGAUGAUGAUGAUGAUGAUGAUAUUGAAGAUGAGGAUGAAGAUGAUUAAGAAUUAGUAGAUGAUGAUGAAGAUGAUGAAGAUGAUGAUGAAAAUGAUCAACCACCUUAAAAGAAAUAAAAAGUUUAACAAUAAUAAUAAUAACCAUAAAAAAAAUAAAGAUGAUUUUUUAUUAAGUUUAUUUAUUUAUGCAUG
This is a messenger RNA of Paramecium primaurelia, 564 nucleotides long. Lineage: Eukaryota; Ciliophora; Oligohymenophorea; Peniculida; Parameciidae. The record is from the annotation of a GenBank genome assembly.